Molecule: messenger RNA, 1578 nt
Organism: Adineta steineri
Lineage: Eukaryota; Metazoa; Rotifera; Eurotatoria; Adinetida; Adinetidae
Source: the annotation of a GenBank genome assembly
AUGAUGGAAGAUCGAUUUGUAACACGACCAUUUGCUAAUAAAAUUGAUUCUCGUCUUCAAGCAGUCAUUACAUCACCAUACAUACAACCUCAACUUCAUUAUGCAAAAUUGAUAAAUCGUCGUGGUCAGGUUGCUUCGAGUUAUGAUUAUUUGCGUAGUCUGCCUUCUCAGAAGCGUCGACGACAAGAAGCAGUAACACCGGAAACUAUUUUACGUGCUUUCAAAAAUGAUCAAAAUAAUCGACUCAAUCAUUAUCAUCAAGUUGAGAUUGCUUCACGUCGUGCUACUUAUAAUAGUUUUGAGAUUCUCGGUAGACGACAUAGAAAACAAGCACACGAAAAUGAAAAAUCUUGUGAAAAAAGUAUUCCCGUUUAUUCAUCGAAAGUAGAAAAUAAUGGUGAACGACAAUCCCGAGUAACUUCUGCACGUAGUAGAAAAUUAGAAGAUAACAAAGAUUUAACUGAACCUGAACAAAAACAAAAUCAUAUUGAGCGAUUCGAUAAAGUCGAUGUACGUUCUUCUUCAGAACCCCAUACAUGCGAAAUAACAAUGUCGUAUGGAACACGGAGUAUUGUUAAUUCUGCAAAACCUGCUCGUAAUGAAAUUAUUGUCUUGCAACAGCUUAGUACUGGCAAAAAUUUAGUUAUUUAUAGAGGUUUUUUAACUGAAGGCGAAUCCUUCUCAUUUAAAUCUCAACGACGACCCACAUCAGCUUUCGCAUUGGCUUUCUAUUGCAAAGGAUUUAUUGAUAGUAUAGUAAAUGAUUGUUGUGAAUUUGGAUAUUGUAGAAGAAAUCAACAUAUUAAUGAAUACAGUCAAUUCUCAGUUGUGCGAGUUCAAAAUGCCAUUCCAUGUGAGAAAUGUCGUAAAAAAUAUGCUCAGAAAACACUAUCAUCGAAUAAUAGACAAAAUUCACAGUCCCAUCAUAAAGAAAAUCGACGUUAUUUAACACCAACACCAAACUCUUCAGUUAAAGAAAAGAAAAGUGAACUACCUGAAGGAUAUAAACAAAGAACUACAGACAAAUCAGAAGUAGUUGGCUUCAGUCUCUUAGAAUUAGCAUUGGUACAUGAAGAAGAACCAUCUACACAAAGGAUGCAAACAAAUUCCGUCUGCUCAUCGCUUGUUCCAGAAAACACAGCUAGACAUAGCACUGAUUUUCUUGAAGAGAAAAUAUCACCAACACCAUCACAACAGCAUCGAGUGAUUCAAGAAUGGGUGGAUCAAAUAGAAGCUGAUCCAUUGGAUAUUCCUAGAUCGACUUAUAGUCCUAGUAUCACAAAUACAGAGAAUACCUGUCAGAUGUAUUCACCUAGUUCAUCACAACAAUUACAAAUACACACACAUCCAAUUCAAUCAAUCAAUGUAAUGCGUCAUGAAAAAAACGUAGAAAGUUUUAUUUAUAUUCUUGAUGGUACUUUACAAAUCUCUGAUGAUGAUUUAACAAAACUACGUGGUGUUAUAAAUUUUGGAUUAACGUUUAAUAAUAUUAAUGACAAAACAUGUAUCGAAUAUGUUAGUCAAGUUAUCGAUGAACAAAUCAUUAUGAUUUUAUCCCGAACAAGUGUAAAAAAUCUC